AUGAAGAUCACAUUUUUGGUGAUCGCGGCGUGCCUGGUGGUCUUCGCGGAGUCACGAAGAGUCCAGCUCAGGGAACGCGCCCAAGAGCCGGCCCUCUACUACGAGGAGGAGGAUGAAGCCCAGCCCCAGGAGGCCGACGACUACGCGUCGCAGGUAGCCUACCAGCCACGCACCCGAGCGCUCCAGCCCCUGAACCGGGCCAAGGACACGAUCGCCGCCUCGAAGCCGGCGCCCGUGCAGACCAUCCGUAACUACAACAAGGUCAACGACGAUGGCAGCUUCACCUUCGGCUAUGAAGCCGCUGACGGCUCCUUCAAGGAAGAGACUCGCGGCACCGACUGCGUCGUGCGCGGCAAGUACGGCUACGUCGACCCGGACGGCAACAAGCGAGAGUUCACCUACGUCUCGGGCAACCCUUGCGACCCGAACGCACCCAAAGACGAAGACGACGACGAGCUGAUCAAGAAGCACGAAGCUGACGAGCCGUCGGGACCUCAGAACUACCCGUCCGUGCGACCGGUUGCCAGACCCUCUAGGCCGAACUACCCGACCACCACCCAGAGGGCACCUACCACGAUCUUCCAGUCCGAGUACCAGCUCGACGACGAUGCCAGCCAAGAGCUCGAGGAGGAGACGAAACCUCGUCCGGCCAGCAGACCUCACGCCUUCCGCAGACCCACCUACAUUCAAGUAGCCGCCGAGCCAUCGUCGCCGGUCUACUCCAACUACCAGUCUACACCGGCUCCAACGACCAGUCCAACUCUGUACCGCUUCGCGUCGACCUCGGCGGCCUCCCGUGCCCCGACGACUCCAGCUCCGGUGCGCACCACCUACUACCAGCCCGUGGAGACCAGCACGAGGCCAGCGGUGACCCGCACCAGGCCCCAGUCCGUGGCCAUCACCCCGAGACCUCACAUCGCUCAGGUGGCCGCCCAGUACGUCUCGCCCGGACCCAGCACCGAGAGGCCCGGAGUGGUCUACGCUCCGCGCACCAUCACGCCCGUGCACUCGUCGACGACCGCCACGCCACCCAGCCAGCACUUGGACUUUGCUGCCGAGCUCGAGCGCUACGUCAACAGCGUCGGAAGCUCGACCCCGAGGCCCCAGAUCGUCCAGCCCAAGUAUAAGCCGUCCCCGUCUCAGGCCCCGAUAGCCCAGUCGAGCUCGCAGCGACCCAGCGACGCCAUCUACCAGUCCGAGCUGGUCUACGAUCCAGCCACCGGCCAGUACAACACUCAGCUGUACCAGACCCUUCCGCAGACCCUCGGCGAGUUCAGUCUGAGCCACAAGCUCCAGCCGUACGUCGCCCAGUCGCAGCAGCCCCUGGUCGGCCUGCAGCAGAGCUCGAUUUACCGCCAAGCCGCCUCGCAGCCGCAGCCCGCCCAGCAGGUCGCCCCGCAGAGGCCGAAGAUCGCCCAGCCCCAGGAGGCCAUCUACAGGAAGCAGCAGAGCCAGCUGCUCCAGCAGUCCCAGCAGCUCUACGCCCAGCAGCAGCGAAGACAGCAGCAGCAGCAGCCCCAGAGGAUCCAGCUGAUCCAGGACCCCAAUCAGAGAGAGGGACAGAACUACUACUACGUGGCGGCGGCUCAGCAGGCGCCCGGCAGGAGUCUGCAGCAGGCACCGCUCACCCUAGGACAGAUCGACCAGUUCCUUCGCCAGGGCGGCGUCAAUUAUCAGUAA
Molecule: messenger RNA, 1680 nt
Organism: Trichogramma pretiosum
Lineage: Eukaryota; Metazoa; Arthropoda; Insecta; Hymenoptera; Trichogrammatidae
Product: pollen-specific leucine-rich repeat extensin-like protein 2
Exons: 2
Coding region: 1-1680 (559 amino acids)
Cellular component (GO): chitin-based extracellular matrix
Molecular function (GO): structural constituent of chitin-based larval cuticle
Source: RefSeq, a predicted model, not a curated record